UUCUAAGCUUGGUGCUAGGUCCUCGUCUCCUCGAUGGAUAGCCUUGUGAUCUUCGCCAUUAUGUUGAUGACUUCUAAUUCUAUUGUAGUACCCAUUCUUUCCAUAACAGCAUCAUGCAGCCAAACCCCAUACCCUCAAGUUUGCAACCAUUACAUUACAAGCAACCUCUUAUCGACUCUUAAUGUUCAUGAUCAAGGGUUUGCAUUUCGUGACCUGGCUCUCAAAGUCACCGUGGACCAAGCUAUCGAAGCGCAUCGACUUGUUUCAUCAGCACUGAACUUGAAGUCACUGUACAACGGGCGAGCGAAGUUGGCGUGGGACGAUUGCUUGGAACUCUACGAGGAUACAAUUGACAAGCUCAACCGUUCUAUGAGUUCCAACAAUGCCUUAGACGCUAAUACAUGGCUAAGCGCAUCCCUUGCCAAUCAGCAAACUUGCCAAAACGGCUUUAACGAUCUGAACAUACCUAAUUCUCAUUUAGAAUCUUCGUUCCCCAGCUUUUACAAGCUAAGCACAGACUUGCCUAUGUUGCUCAGCAAUUCGCUAGCGAUACACAAGGAGUCUAGUACAUCUUCUUCUUCAUCGGCUAUGCAUUUCAGCAAGCAGGUACGGGGUAGACGCUUAUUGCUCAAGUCUGAUGAUGAUAGGUUCCCGGCAUGGGUUUCAGCUUCAGAUCGAAAGCUUCUCCAGUCGAACGUUGGACCAAAGUCAGCUGAUAUAGUAGUGGCUCAAGAUGGGUCUGGAAAUUACAAGUCUAUUACUGAAGCUGUGGCUACAGCUAAGGGAAGUAGUGGUAGUGGGACCAAAAGGGUUGUCAUAUACGUGAAGGCAGGGGUUUACAAAGAGAAUGUUGAGGUUAAGAAGACAAUGAAGAAGCUGAUGUUUGUCGGAGAUGGAAUGGAUGCAACCAUUGUUACCGGGAAUAAAAAUGCCCAAGAUGGCUCUACAACUUUUCGAUCUGCCACUUUUGCUGUUUCCGGCGAAGGCUUCAUAGCUCAAGACAUGACGUUCGAAAACACGGCCGGACCGCAGAAACACCAAGCCGUUGCACUACGCUCAGGCGCCGACCACUCAGUCUUCUACCGCUGCAGCUUCAAAGGCUACCAAGACACCUUGUACGUCUACUCCCAACGUCAGUUCUAUCGUGACUGCAACAUAUACGGUACCAUAGACUUCAUCUUCGGCGACGCCUCGGUCGUCCUCCAAAACUCUAACAUCUACGUCAGAAAGCCCUUGAGCAACCAGAUCAACACCGUGACUGCGCAAUCCCGGAAAGACCCUAAUGAAAACACAGGCAUCAUUAUCCACAACUGCCGCAUAACGGCCGCGGCGGACCUGAAAGCCGUUCAGGGCUCGUACAGGACCUAUUUGGGUCGUCCGUGGCAGAAGUAUUCAAGGACGGUGAUAAUGAAGAGUAACCUGGAUGGGUUGAUUGCCCCGCAAGGUUGGUUUCCUUGGAGUGGAAGUUUUGGUUUGGAUACACUCUAUUAUGGGGAGUAUAUGAACACUGGAGGUGGUGCUGCCACCGGAGGUAGGGUUAAGUGGCCAGGUUUUCGGGUUAUCACGAGUGCCACGGAGGCAGCAAAGUUUACGGUUGGGAAUUUCUUGACCGGAGACGCGUGGAUUCCGGGGACUGGAGUGCCGUUUGAAGCUGGUUUGUGAUGCGUUGAUGCUAGCUAUUAAAUAUGAAUGCAUGUGGAUAAAAAGUAAUUUUCCUACUUGGGUGGGUGGAUCAUGGCUUGGGAUAGUGACUUAUAUGAAGUCAUGUAUUGUUGUCACUGAUGGGUUAUUUCUAAACCAACUU
Molecule: messenger RNA, 1804 nt
Organism: Argentina anserina (silverweed cinquefoil)
Lineage: Eukaryota; Viridiplantae; Streptophyta; Magnoliopsida; Rosales; Rosaceae
Product: pectinesterase
Exons: 2
Coding region: 34-1662 (542 amino acids)
Biological process (GO): cell wall modification
Molecular function (GO): pectinesterase activity; pectinesterase inhibitor activity
Source: RefSeq, a predicted model, not a curated record